Molecule: messenger RNA, 375 nt
Organism: Penicilliopsis zonata CBS 506.65
Lineage: Eukaryota; Fungi; Ascomycota; Eurotiomycetes; Eurotiales; Aspergillaceae
Exons: 3
Coding region: 1-375 (124 amino acids)
Biological process (GO): cytoplasmic microtubule organization
Molecular function (GO): microtubule binding
Source: RefSeq, a predicted model, not a curated record
AUGGUCUGCGCAAAAUGUCAAAAGAAGCUGAAGAAAACCGACCUCGUCACCCCGGGCGUCAAACGCAAGAGCGAGAUGUACUACGGCUCGCCCUCGACCUCGCUGGGCGGCGGCGGCGAUGCAAAGUCCAAGGCUACGCUAGGGAAUACAGGAAUCAGCAAGGCAAGUCAUUACUCUGAUUCCAAGGCGAAGAAUCCGUACGCGGCAUACUCGUCUUCAUGCGAGAGCUGCAAAACCAAGACAGAGCAGGGGAUGAAGUUUUGUCAGCGCUGUGCUUAUCAAAAGCACUCUUGUCCUAUGUGUGGGAAGAGUCUCACGGGCAAGUCGGCCAAGGAUCAGCCGAUUGUCCAGGCUCAGAAGUUUGGGUUGAAAUGA